Polyodon spathula (Mississippi paddlefish) is the source of this 2577-nucleotide messenger RNA. Its product is annotated as extracellular calcium-sensing receptor-like. NCBI's taxonomy places the organism in Eukaryota, Metazoa, Chordata, Actinopteri, Acipenseriformes, Polyodontidae. Gene Ontology annotation, cellular component: membrane. Gene Ontology annotation, biological process: G protein-coupled receptor signaling pathway. The record is from RefSeq and is a predicted model, not a curated record. The transcript is spliced from 6 exons. Bases 1 to 2577 code for a protein of 858 amino acids. Gene Ontology annotation, molecular function: G protein-coupled receptor activity.
AUGCUAUUCCUGAAAGUAGCACUGCUUGCUCUUUUGACAAGGGCACAAGAGUCUGUUUGUAGGUUUCGAGGAAGACCAGAAUUUCCUACUUUUUCAAAAGAUGGAACAAUAACAAUUGGAGGAAUCUUUUCCUUCUACAGCAGUUUGGUUCGCACCACACAGACUUUCACCACCAUUCCUGAACCUCUAAAAUGCAAAAGCUUAAAUUUUAGAGAAUUUCAAUUUUCUCAAACCAUGAUAUUCGCCAUAGAAGAAAUAAAUAACAGAACAGACAUUCUUCCCGACAUUUCCCUGGGCUAUAAAAUCUAUGACAUUUGCCCUUAUUUACCUCUCUCUAUAAGAGCAGCACUGGCUUUAUUGAAUGGGCAGGAAGAAGAAAUACACUACGACAACUCCUGCACCAAACUAUCCAAUGUUCAUGCUAUAAUAGGACAGACAGCAUCGUCUUCAACAAUCAGCAUAGCAUCAACAGUAGGACCUUUUCGUAUUCCAGUGGUCAGUUACCUUGCUUCUUGUGCAUGUCUGAGCAAAAGAAAUCAGUUCCCUUCAUUUUUCAGAACUGUACCAAGUGAUUAUUUUCAGAGCAGAGCCUUGGCACAGCUUGUAAGGCAUUUUGGAUGGACUUGGGUUGGGGCAAUCAGAAGUGAUGAUGAUUAUGGAAAUUCAGGAAUGGCUACAUUUGUUCAAGUAGCCCAGCAGGAGGGUAUUUGCAUUGAAUACUCAGAAGCCUUCGCAAGAACUGACCUAAGAGAGAAAAUACUUAGGGUUCUAGAAAUCAUUAAAAAGUCCACCUCAAAGGUUAUUGUUGCUUUCUUGCCUCAAAUAGAGAUGGUAGUUUUGCUACGAGAAAUGUUGCUUCAGAAUGUUACUGGCUUGCAGUGGAUAGGCAGUGAAUCUUGGAUUAGUGCCAAAAACCUUGCAGCAGAGGGAGGUUAUAAAGUUCUGCAUGGGGCAAUUGGAUUUACAAUAAAAAACGCAGCUAUUACAGGUUUAAAGGAAUUUUUACUGAAUGUCCAUCCAUCUCAUUACCCUGAUAACAUUUUUCUGAAGGAGUUUUGGGAAACUGUUUUCAGUUGUACACUGACAAAACAAGACAAGAUUGAAAAUGUAAACCCAUGUACAGGGUCUGAGAAUUUAAGAGAUGUGAAUAACCAGUUCACUGAUGUAUCUGAGCUGAGAAUUUCCAAUAAUGUAUACAAAGCUGUGUAUGCUAUAGCAAAUUCACUUCACAAUCUUUUUACAUGCAAAAAUGGGCAAGGUCCUUUUCCUGAUAAAACAUGUCCAAACCACAUGAAGAUUGAACCAUGGCAGGUACUUCAUUACAUGAAAACAGUUAAUUUCACAACCAAAACUGGAGAAAAUGUAUUUUUUGAUGAAAAUGGAGAUCCAGCAGCAAGAUAUGAAUUAGUAAACUGGCAGCUUAAAAAAAAUGGGCAAAUUGAAUUUGUUACAGUUGGCUCUUAUGAUGCAUCUUUACCAGCAGGGCAGCAAUUUACAGUGGAUAACAUCAGCAUUGUUUGGGCCAAUGAUCAGAAUCAGGCACCUAAAUCAGUGUGCAGUGAGAGCUGUCCUCCAGGCACUCGGAAGGCUGUUCAGAAAGGAAAGCCUGUUUGUUGCUUUGACUGCAUACCAUGUGCUGAAGGAGAAAUCAGCAAUCAGACAGAUUCCACUGGUUGUGUAAAGUGUCCUUUGGAAUACUGGUCAAAUGAGAAAAGAGAUCAGUGCUUCUUAAAGGGCAUUGAAUUCUUAUCAUUUGGAGAAAUCAUGGGAAUAGUGUUAGUAACAUUCUCAUUGGUUGGAGCUUUUGUAACCACUGCUAUAGCUGUUGUUUUCUUUCGAUUCAAGGAUACACCCAUUGUAAGAGCUAAUAACUCUGAGCUCAGUUUCCUUCUUUUGUUUUCAUUAGCACUGUGUUUCCUUUGUUCACUUACCUUCAUUGGCCAGCCCUCUGAGUGGUCCUGUAUGUUGCGCCACACUGCCUUUGGGAUCACAUUUGUCCUGUGCAUCUCUUGUGUUCUGGGGAAAACAACAGUCGUGUUAAUGGUAUUUAGAGCUACACUUCCUGGUAAUAAUAUGAUGAAAUGGUUUGGGCCCAUCCAGCAGCGGUUAAGUGUUUUUGCAUUCACAUUUAUUCAGGCGUUAAUAUGCACACUUUGGCUGGCUAUAUCCCCUCCUUUUCCAAACAAAAACAUGACAUCCUACAAAGACAGAAUCAUUUUAGAAUGUGACCUAGGAUCUGCAGCAGCAUUUUAUGCCAUUCUAGGGUACAUUGGAUUUCUUGCUUCCAUGUGCUUUCUGCUUGCCUUUCUGGCCAGGAAGCUGCCAGAUAACUUUAAUGAAGCUAAAUUCAUUACAUUUAGCAUGCUCAUAUUCUGUGCAGUUUGGAUCACUUUCAUCCCAGCUUACAUCAGUUCACCUGGGAAGUACACAGUAGCUGUAGAAAUAUUUGCAAUUUUAGCUUCCAGUUUUGGUUUACUCUUCUGUAUUUUUGCUCCUAAAUGUUAUAUUAUAUUAUUAAGACCUGAAAAGAAUACCAAAAAACAUUUGAUGGGUAAAAUGCAAUCAAAAUCACUUUGA